Molecule: messenger RNA, 3231 nt
Organism: Cordyceps militaris CM01
Lineage: Eukaryota; Fungi; Ascomycota; Sordariomycetes; Hypocreales; Cordycipitaceae
Product: ARID/BRIGHT domain protein (SWI1), putative
Exons: 3
Coding region: 1-3231 (1076 amino acids)
Biological process (GO): regulation of transcription by RNA polymerase II
Cellular component (GO): SWI/SNF complex; nucleus
Molecular function (GO): transcription cis-regulatory region binding
Source: RefSeq, a predicted model, not a curated record
AUGAGCGCCUGGACGAACGACCCUGUCCCGAACCACAAUGGCAACGGCUUCCCACACAUGAACGACCCCAACGCUGCCACGGGCAUGAUGGAUCCCUCCGCCUUCAUGGCCAAUCCGGCCCAAUUCAAUCCUGUCCAUUUUUCCAACCACCAGCAGCAGCAGGCUCAGCAGCAACAACCCUCCCAGCAGCAGAUGGCCGCCAUGCAGCAGAAUGGCCCGAUGCGCCACGCAUCCCCCUCUGCCUUUCAGCAGAAUCCCGCCUAUCAAACAAACUCUGUCAUUCCUUCCAAACGCCCUCGACCGCGCGAAGACAGCGUCACCGGCUCGCCUGGCCAGUUGCAGGGUAUGCUACCGCCCUCGCGCUCCGAGACGCCUCAGCAACAAAACUUCCCUGGCGUGCAGCAGGCCGGCGCCAUCCCGCAGCAGACGCCAGGCCAGUUUCCUCAUCUCCAAGCCAAUGGCUCCGCCAAUGCCACGCCCUCUCCUAUCAUGGGUAAUCAAAUGCGCCCGGGCAGCGUCCCUCAGAGGGUUGCUACCGCGUCCCCCCACCCCUUCUCUCCCGGUCCUCAACAGCAGCAGCAAUUCGCACCUCAACCAUCUCCAGCGCCAUCCGAACAUGGCACGCCGCAGCCGAACCAAUUUAUGCAAAAUGGCCCCCAAGGUUACAACCCCGGGUUCGCUCCGUCUCCCUCGAAUCCUCGCCCUUCGCCCAAUCCCAACGUCGUAGGCGCGAACCAGAUGAUGCAGCAACAUAUGGCUCAAAUGCCUCAAGGCAUGAAUCCAAUGCAAACCAGUAUGUAUGCGCAAAUGCAGCAGCAACAGCAGCAGCAAGCACAGGGACAGCAAGUGCAGGGACAUCAAGGUCAGCAACGGCAGGGCGGCCAGGGCAUGCAGGGUAUGAGCGAGCAGCAGAAAAUGGCCUCAUAUCAGAUGCGUCUUCAGCAGCAGCUUCAGGGCAAUGCGCAGAUGCAAGCCCAGCUGCAGGCUCAGGGCAUGGCCCGCGGCAUGGUGCAGAAGCCACAGAUGGCCGCCAUGCCCAAUGGCCAGAUGCUUCAGGGCGGCAUGAGACCUCAGCAGCGACCAAUGGGCGGCAUGAACCCUGAGCAGUUCAUGAAGAAUCUGAACCAUUUCAUGGCCUCCAAAGGUCUUCCUUUCGAUGCGACCCCGGCCGUUGCCGACCGACCAGUCAACAUUAUGAUGCUCUUCCAAGUUGUAUCUAGCAAGGGGGGCUCCAAGACGGUCACGGCCGCCAACGGCUGGCCUCACAUUGCGCAGGUUCUCGGCCUUCCUGCUCAUAUCCCCACCGUCCCCACGGCUUUGAAGCAAGUAUACGAACGAAAUCUACAAAAGUUUGAAGAGGCCUGGGUUGCCCAGCAGCAAAAGACAAGGAUGAUGGGGCAAAAUCCCACCAUACCCCCAAGUACACCGAAGCAGAUGCAGCCCGGUCAGCCGGCGGCAGGGCAAAUGCCUCAAGGUCAGAUACCCCAGGGGCAGAUGACGCCCGGCCAGAUGAAUUCCGGACAGCCUCAAGGACAACAACAACAACAGCAACAGCAGCAGCAGCAGCAGCAGCAGCAGCAGCAGCAGCAGCAACAGCAGCAGCAGCAGCAACAGCAACAGCAGCAGCAACAGCAGCAGCAGCAGCAGCAGCAGCAGCAGCAACAACAACAACAAAUGCUGCCCCAAGCCCAGCAACCUCUAGUAAAACCUGGCCAAGCGCCCGUGAAUGGAUUUGCGACGCCUCAACCACAGCCAGGCAUAAUGAUGAGCCACCAACGUAACAGCCUUUCCAAGAGUGUUGACCCAAGCAUUGCUGAUCCAUCUCUGCUAUCGCCUGCUCACCACCGCCAAGGAAGCAUACACACGGGUCACCCCGAGGGCCGUCCUGCGCCGCCUGCCACUGAAGUACGCGCUCCGCCCAUGAUGCAAAAGUCCGACGACUACAGCCCCUGUGCCCGCGAGUUGGCCACUUUUGGUGGUGUUGACCUACACGCUGCCAAUAUUUUGGGUACUGAGCUGGAACGCUGGAUGCCCACAGCACCCAUGAUUAACGAACUCGGAAAUAUCGAUAUCGCCGCUCUCACCCGCAGCCUGCAAUGUGGCAUACACAGCGAAGUACGCCUUGCUUUGGACACCAUGGCCACAUUGUCCAACUCACCCAACCAGCUGCACUUCUUGCAGCUUCGCUAUUGCGACGACUUGGUGGAUGCCCUCAUUGAUUGCGCCGAGGAGCAACUCGAUAUGCUUGUCGAACAUACAGUGGAGGUUGCUGACGAGAUCUCCCUGACGUCAUACGAGGAUGUAGUCCGCGCCUGUCGCAUAGAUAGGCUUGCUGUGCGAGAUUGUCCGGCAUACGGCACUGUGGAGUACGAUCUUGACCGUGCUGUUGAUAAACUUAUUUGCGUCACCACCAUUCUUCGCAACGUCUCGUUCCCAGGCGAGCAGAACGAGAACCACGCUGUGCUUGCGGAUGAGAUGGUCAUCAAGUUUAUCUGCUCCGUGAUCCGGUACCUUGGAACUCGAACCAUGCUACUGCGGUCUCAUACCAACACGCUGGAUUUUAUGAAAGAUGUUGUGGUUCUAUUGUCCAACAUUGCCGCCGCCAUUGAAUUGCCCAGUCGCGAACAAGCGCUCUGUCUACUCAGCUUCCUGCUUGCAUUUGCACCUUCGCCGGCCCCGACCGUCGUCGCUGGUUCGCUCUUCUUUGCGCCCUAUGAGCCGAGUGUACAGCCCUACCUGCCGCACGCUGUAGACUCCCUUGCAAAGUUGCUUGCGCGUGAUGAGCCGAACCGCGGAUUUUACAAGGCUAUAUUUGGUCUCGACGUUGGACAAAGCUCGAGCAACGAGACCCUGACUCGAGCGUUUGCCCUCGCCAUUUCGCCACUGCCAGGCAAGUCGGUGGAGAGUAUUCGACAGCCCAACUAUCCGUCUCUUAUCGAAGUGCGCAAGCCAUUCCUGAUGCAGGGUCUCUUGGCUGCGGAAAUUCUGGCAUCCCUUGCUCCUGGCUUCGAGAGCGGCGUCGCCAAGGCUUGGCUUUCAUCCGGUGAAGGUCUCGCGCAAAAUCUGACAAAGCUUACGGUUAGCGGAGAAGGCUCGAGACCCCAGCCAACCGAGCCUGUCGCUGCCCAAAAGCGUUUUGCCGUCAGCGCGGGUGCUCAUGGAAGCGCUAUCAUAUACGUCGGCAGAGUGGACGAGGGACGGCAUGCUGCAGCAGCUAUCGUCACUCGUUAA